AGUCAGCAAGAAAUCACAUUCCUGAUGCAACCGGCAGUCCCUGUUGGGGAAGGCUCCUUCGACUUCGGGCUGUUCCUGUAGUGACUUAGAGAAGGGCUCCGAUAUUGCAAAAUGCCUAGCUUGCUGAAGAAGACUACAUUUGGAAAGUGUUACCAAGCACACCAGCACUCGAAGAAAUGAACAAGGAGAGCCGUGCCACACUGGUCCUGAUGCCCUCCAAAGUACAGUCUGGAAAUUGACAAAGUUGAAAUCAAAAUAUAGUCAUAACCUUUUUUGGAAGAGUCGGACACAAAAAGGCACACCAUUUUCAGGACAGUGAAGGAUGCGGUGGGUCAAAAUGCAUCUUAUAUCUGGACUCUCAAGUCUGAUGUAAGUUUCCAUUAUGUUGUGUAUAUUUUUCCCUAAGUAUUUUGAGUGCUGUUUGAUUCUGCAUCCAACUGAAGUCACAGUAGACCAAAGAGUAAUCAUUAUGAUUAGCAUUUCUACUGUGGGAAGUUGCCUUGUAAUUUCAGCUUGAGAUUCUUUUUCUUUUAUAAAUGAAGCAAACUAAUAACAUGCUGAAAUUCGUGACCGACAUCUGUGGCAAUGAGGCAUAGUACGGCACAUGAACUAUAAGCAAGAGCAUAUCCAAUUGAUGUGGGAUAUAACACUGGAUGUAUUUUUAAUCAACUUUUGCGAUGCAGAAGAGAGCACCGACACCCUGGACGGCAAGCGAUCCGAAUGGUGCUGCAUUUAAAACGGUGCCAAUGACCCGUAUCAAUCGAAUGAGCUACAGUUAAGGAAGUUCUGGUGGUUGGUUACAAAAGUUUUAUUUUUGUUGUUGUUGUUUUGCUCAGAGCACAUUUUCCCCUCGGAAACCUCCAACCUGCAUCUUCUAGCCUACAAGAUCUUUUUGAUUCCUUUUCACACCAGAUUCUGUGGUGAGCUGUAUGAAACUCUGGAGGAAAACUGAAAGUAUUCCAGCCUGUCUUUAUAUCUUGCUUUAACGAUGGGGGUAAAAACAUCAUCAGAGAAAGGAGCCCAUCGCUUCCAACAGCUUUACACGGCAUGGGGAUACAGAGACGGAUGGUGACCAAAAGCUUCAGUUUGCUCUCUUUUCCACAAUUCCAUCUCCACCAAGCUCAGGCUUAGAAAUGGAUAUUCUUUGUGAAGAGGAGAGUACUGUGACCCAAACUGCCAACUCCCUAAUCCAACUAAAUCAUGACCGAAGCCUGCUCAAGGCAGAUUUUAUCUCUGGAGAGGCUAACAUUUCUGAUGUUCUUAACUGGACGGUGGAUGCUGAAAACCUAACUAACGUUUCAUGUGAAGGAAAUCUCACUCCACCCUGUAACGUGCUCUUUCAUGUCCAAGAGAAAAACUGGCCAGCCCUGCUGACGGCUGUGGUGAUCAUUUUAACUAUUGCUGGAAACAUCCUCGUCAUCAUGGCAGUCUCACUGGAGAAAAAGCUGCAGAAUGCCACCAAUUAUUUUCUGAUGUCCCUUGCCAUAGCAGAUAUGCUGUUGGGUUUCUUUGUUAUGCCAGUGUCAAUGUUAAACAUUCUGUAUGGAUACAACUGGCCUUUCCCCACCAAGCUCUGUCCAGUGUGGAUAUAUAUGGACGUGCUUUUCUCCACGGCCUCCAUCAUGCACCUCUGUGCAAUCUCGCUGGAUCGCUACAUUGCCAUCCGAAAUCCCAUUCAGCACAGCCGCUUCAACUCGAGAACCAAGGCGUUUGUGAAAAUAAUAGCUGUUUGGACCAUAUCCGUGGGUAUUUCAAUGCCAGUGCCAGUAUUUGGACUGCAAGAUGAUUCCAAAGUCUUUAAAGAAGGAAACUGCUUCCUUGCAGAUGAGAACUUUGUUCUGAUUGGCUCUUUCGUGGCUUUCUUCAUUCCCCUAACUAUUAUGGUGAUCACCUACUUUUUAACUAUAAAGUCACUCCAGAAAGAAGCCACUCUGUGUGUGAAUGAUACUGGCUCAAAGACCAAAUUGGCCUCGUUCAGUUUUCUCCCUCAAAGUUCCCUGUCUUCAGAAAAACUCUUUCAGCGGUCCUUGCACAGGGAUCUAGGACUGUCCGGGCGGAGAACUAUGCAGUCUAUCAGUAAUGAACAGAAAGCGUCCAAGGUGCUCGGCAUUGUCUUCUUUCUGUUCGUGGUCAUGUGGUGCCCCUUCUUCAUCACCAACGUGCUGGCUGUCAUCUGCAAAGAGUCGUGUAACGAAAAUGCCAUGGGAGUGCUCCUGAAUAUAUUCGUCUGGAUCGGUUACCUUUCCUCAGCCGUCAACCCACUGGUCUACACACUCUUCAAUAAAACCUACCGCUCGGCUUUCGCCCGCUACAUCCAGUGCCAGUACAAAGAAGAGAAGAAGCCUUUGCAGUUGAUCUUGGUGAACACUAUCCCUGCCUUGGCCUACAACUCUAGUCAGCUCCAGCUGGCACAGAUGAAAAGCCUCAAAAAAGAGGGCAAGAUGAAGGACAAUUCUAAGGUUAGCAGAGGAAAACAUCAUUGCGCUAAUGCGUCAAAGACGAGUCUCGGUCUGGCGGAGGACACGGUCAGCUCUGUGUGAUUGCACUGGACCACUUAUGGCUACUAUGGCAACCGUGAUGUGGCACAUCAAGCAACCGACAAGCUGGGUGACUUGGGAAAGCCAGGCAGGUCCAGUAGAACUGUCAGCAUAACACAAGCCUCAUGUUCUUCUGCCAAUGAAAACCAGGGUUAAAUGCCACAAAUGUGCACUUUUUUUGAAAUGUUCAUAAGGUACUUCAGCUGUUUUAAGCAUAGGCUUUAUUACACUUAUUUUUUUAAUAUCCUAAAUAAUAUAUUUCUUAAAAACAAAUAUCAUUUAUUGUAUUAUACUAAUAAGGGCCCGAAAUAAAUCAAUUUUGCUAUUUUUUAUUUUGCAAAAGAAAAUAUAUUAUUGUGUGGUUUAUUGGCAGCAUGGGAUUGAACUGGUUACUUUAUGCUGUACUUUUUAACCACAAAAUCAUUAAUAGAAAUCAUGGAGAACGAGCACUUUUUAGGGCCAUUUUGACAAAAAGAAAUGUUAGUUUAUCAGUACACUCGUAUAUGUGUUUGUGCGUACGUAUACAUAUACCAUGUACACGCCUUGACAAAAGCACCAAGGAUAAUUAAAUGAAACCAAUGUGGAUUAGAACAAUGGAAUUAUUUCUCGUUAUUUUUUUCAUUCGUAUUCCUUCACGAAUGCUACCCUAAGAUGUGAGGAGUUUCUCCACUCCUAUUGACUUCAUUGAAUUUGAAGUUAAAUAAGAUGUUUUUCUGUUACCCUGUACUGAUAAAAAUUGCUGCUAAUGAGAAUUUCUUCCAGUGCUUCAUCAUACACUUCCCACGUUUUGGGAUUCAUUCAUUCAAAGUAUUUAUUGAGCACUUACUAUGUGCAGAGCACUGGACUAAGCGCUUGGAAUGUACAAUUCAGAUGAGAUUUUCAAUAUGCUUUUGAAAGGAUGUUAAACAUCAACAAAUAUUUUCCUUUAAGUAAUGCAUGCGGCUCCAAGCAGAAUUUUGGCCCUGAUAUUUUUUGUCCUCUCUUUAUUAAACUUGUUCCUCAUUUGAAUGUUGGGUUGUUUUGAAAGAGCUGAGAAACUUGGGUGUUUUCUAAAAGAUUAAAAACGAUCAUUCAAAUGUA
Ornithorhynchus anatinus (platypus) is the source of this 3617-nucleotide messenger RNA. It is a transcript of the gene HTR2A, whose product is annotated as 5-hydroxytryptamine receptor 2A. Gene Ontology annotation, molecular function: G protein-coupled serotonin receptor activity; neurotransmitter receptor activity. Gene Ontology annotation, cellular component: dendrite; plasma membrane. The transcript has 3 exons. Gene Ontology annotation, biological process: G protein-coupled receptor signaling pathway, coupled to cyclic nucleotide second messenger; chemical synaptic transmission. The coding region runs from base 1134 to 2540 and encodes 468 amino acids. The record is from RefSeq and is a predicted model, not a curated record. Lineage: Eukaryota; Metazoa; Chordata; Mammalia; Monotremata; Ornithorhynchidae.